AUGACCGACUUCAAUAUUGAUCAAUACGAAAUAACGGUCACUCUCGAUGAUAGUAACAAUUCAAAGGACGACGACGAGGGCACGAUCAAGCCUAAGUUAUAUCCUGAUUUGAGCGAGCUUAGCGAAAAAGAAAGAAGCGAUGAAACAACCGAAUGCACUGUAGUUCUAAAACAGGAGCCGGUUUCAGUUCCAGACCAAGAAGAACCAACCGAAAAAGAACAUCUUCAUAACCCAAACCUCCGAGAAUGGCUCUUAGACAAUCUCAGCUACCACAGAAACCAAAAUCCGGCAAAGAUAGCUUUGAUUGAAGAAAUCUCGGAAGUCAGAUGUGUAACCUACGAAGAGCUGGUGGAUGGGUCUAGAAGAACGGCUAACUAUAUGUCACAUCAUGGUGUGAAAAACGGGGAUCGUGUUUUGAUGUGUAUGGAGAAUACAGUGGAGUAUGUGUUCUAUCAGCUUGGCGCAUUUUUGCUGGGAGCUAUUCCAGUUUUGAUUAAUCCGAGUCAUAUUGCUUCCGAAAAACUUGCUGACAUCGGAUGCACUACUGCAAUUGUGGACUUCGAACACUACGGACAUGUGCUCCGUAUUUCACAAAACACCCUUAAUAGCAUUCAGAGAGUUUUUGUGUUAGCCGAAGACAUUGCUGCUAUCAGCUUGGCACGACAUGUCUGGAUAAUUGAUGCUUUUGGAUUCCUGAGUUUCUCUCCCAAUUAUGACUGUAUUCAGGAAACUAGCAAUGAUAUUUCGUUUAUUGUUCCUGGAAGCUUGGAAACCGACCAGUACAUCUCUCACUCCCAAGAAAGUGGUUUUUAUCUCUGUCAUGACUAUUUCGAGAAGUUGUUUAACAUGUUCACCAAAUCUGAACCACUGGAGUCCAAAAACCAUUUGAUAACAGAUGGUCUUCACUGUCAUGAUGCUUUAUCUUAUCUUUUCACUAUUCUCACAAAAGGAGAGACUUGUGUACUUGCUGAAUCAACGUUGGAUGUUUGGAGAGCGUCACUGCUGGACAGAAUUGCUGGAAUUAUCGAGCAGUACAAAGUUUCUCUACUUUUUUCGAAUUCCCAAUUACUGAAAUGUUUCAUCAAAUACGAAGUUCAUAAAAUCUAUGACUUAUCAUCAUUAGAAAUCAUUGCCAACCAUGGAGCCGUAGUUUCCGUCUCCACCGCUAAAAAAGUAAAGAAGAUUUUGGAUGUUACAUUAUUGCAAGCUUACUCCGGAGCGGAAUUCGGUGUUGCGAGUUUUGGUGUGUUCGAUGAAGAAUCUGAAAAAAAUCUUCUCAAUUCCGGUCUUCCGAUUGAUGACAUGAAAAUUAAAGUAGUGGCACAUAUGGAAACCGACAAAGAGUUGCCAAAGGGAAAGUGGGGACAGGUUAUUUUGAGUGGACGACAGCUGUUUAAAGAGUACUUGCAAAAUGAUGAGCUGAACAAGAGUAGGAAAUUUGGAAAAUCUUGGUUCAAGACAGGAGACUAUGGCAUGAUUGAUGAAAACGGUCGGUUGCACAUUGAAGGGGCCCUCACAGACUUAAUAACCGCCCAAAGCAAACUGGUGUCAUCAGAAAUGAUGGAAAGCAUAUUAUGUGAACAUAAAUUGGUGCAUGACGUAGUGGUGAUGCAGAAUGACCAACAUGUGUGGUGCGGAGUCCUCCUAAAGAAUGAAAACGAAGUUCCUACAUCUGACACAUUGGAGAAAUUACUGAAAAAACACAAAAUUGCUAUGGCCAUCAACAAAGUUAUUAUACUCGAUUUUAUUCCAAGAUCGGAGAAAGGAAAGAUUUUGAGAAAUGAGAUUCCAUACUUGAUGAAUUCGGAAAAGGAGCCAUCAGAACCGGAAGAGAAUACUGAAUCAUAUAUUUGA
This is a messenger RNA of Caenorhabditis remanei, 1854 nucleotides long. RefSeq lists its product as uncharacterized. Lineage: Eukaryota; Metazoa; Nematoda; Chromadorea; Rhabditida; Rhabditidae. Gene Ontology annotation, molecular function: CoA-ligase activity. The record is from RefSeq and is a predicted model, not a curated record. The transcript is spliced from 12 exons. The coding region runs from base 1 to 1854 and encodes 617 amino acids.